Molecule: messenger RNA, 684 nt
Organism: Diabrotica virgifera virgifera (western corn rootworm)
Lineage: Eukaryota; Metazoa; Arthropoda; Insecta; Coleoptera; Chrysomelidae
Exons: 1
Coding region: 1-684 (227 amino acids)
Source: RefSeq, a predicted model, not a curated record
AUGCAACGAUGCUUUCCCCAGUUGUGGGAGAGGUUAGUAAGAGUAGUAAAAGAACUUUUGCGCCGACAACUGGGGAAAGCAUCGUUGCAUUAUGUAGAGCUGUACACAGUGUUAUGCGACAUAGAGUCGGUGAUAAAUCAAAGACCACUUACCUAUGUUUCUGAAGUCGAUGAGUUUGAGGUUUUAACUCCAUCAAGUUUUUUAAAGCCAUUACAGGGUAAUUCCGAUGAGGUUGUUGAUUUAGACAUCGUGGAUUCAGAAUUUUUUAAAGGUAGGUUUCGUCAUAUUAAAAAUUUAAGGCAAAUGUUACGCGACAGAUUUAGGAAAGAAUACCUUGCGGAACUAGUAAAUUAUGGUCAAAGAAGAGGAGAUUCAGUGAAGGUUGGUGAUGUAGUAAUGGUUGGUUCCGACAACGUCAAAAGAAUAAACUGGCCCAUGGGCAAAAUCAUUGAAGUAUAUUCUGGGCAAGAUGGCAUCCAAAGGGUCGCAAAAGUUAAGACAAAAAAUGGUGUAUUGGUUCGUCCAUGUCUACGACUAUAUAGAGUUGAACUACCUAUCAAUGAUAUUCAAGAAAAUUUAAGAAAAGACAAAGAAGAAUCAACAGAACAAGAUAAGUCAGAAAAGGGUAAAAAGUCAAGGUAUGGAAGAACAUUGAAGACUCCACAUAAAUUCACUGCCGCCUGA